Molecule: messenger RNA, 1974 nt
Organism: Thunnus maccoyii (southern bluefin tuna)
Lineage: Eukaryota; Metazoa; Chordata; Actinopteri; Scombriformes; Scombridae
Product: cyclin-G2-like
Exons: 8
Coding region: 179-1183 (334 amino acids)
Biological process (GO): regulation of cyclin-dependent protein serine/threonine kinase activity; mitotic cell cycle phase transition
Cellular component (GO): cyclin-dependent protein kinase holoenzyme complex; nucleus; cytoplasm
Molecular function (GO): cyclin-dependent protein serine/threonine kinase regulator activity
Source: RefSeq, a predicted model, not a curated record
AUGAGCAGUUGUUUGUUUACUCGGAGCGGACACUCCUUUGAGCAAGGGUCAAGGUUCUUGUGUUUUUAAACAUUUACCGCCCAACCUUGGAAUCAAAAUGGAAACAUGAAUAACUGGGAAGCGUAAUUAAGCUGCAGCCUUAAUAUUAUCCUGCACUUCCGUGGCUUUUGGGGCAAGGAUGAGGGAUCUUCAAGGCGUUGACAGCUUGCUCUUGAAAGAGUUGAAGUCAUGCUGUGCCAAAGAGUACAACUUUCUUCCAAGGGAAACUGGCCUGAAACUGAUGGAGUCUGCUUCCACAGAGAAUCACAGUGGCGUGUCGGCGAAAUGCAGAGACACCAGAGUGGAAGAACUGUGGGGUCUGACCAGUUUCUUUGGCUAUAGCACCCAGACUUUUGUGCAAGCUGUCAAUUUGCUUGACAGAUUCCUCGCCAUUAUGAAGGUGCAGCCAAAACAUUUGCCCUGUAUUGGAGUCUGCUGUCUCCACAUUGCUGCCAAAAUGGUCGAGGAAGAGAGCAAUAUCUCAACCACCCAUGAACUCAUUCGCAUCAGCCAAAGCAAGUUCACUGUGUCAGACCUCUGUCGUAUGGAGAAGAUCAUCUCAGAGAAGCUCAGCGUGGAGCCCAAAGUAGUGACGGCCUUAACUUUUCUACAGCUCUACUAUUCGGCCUUCACAUCCCUGUCUGCUGGAAGGGAGGAGAUCCCAAGCAUUGGGAGACUGGAAGCCCAGCUAAAAGCCUGCUUAUGCCGGCUUGUUUUCUCUAAAGCAAAACCAUCAGUGCUGGCACUGUCCCUCAUUGCUCAGGAGUUCGAAGCCCUUCAGUCCAUCACCUCGUUGAAGAUUGUCCAGCAAUUCCAAAGAUAUCUAAAGAUUAGUGACAGCGCGCUGCACCACUGGAAGGAACUUGUGGCAAAGUGCAUGACCGAGUACCGCUCAAGCGAAUGUAACAAACCUGACAACAAAAAGCUUGUUUGGAUCGUGUCCAGGAGAACAGCUCAGAAUCUUCAGGCCAGUCAUUUCAGUGUACCUGGCCUGCCAACUAUUCCCGAAGGGAGCUGGGAUGAGAGUGAGAGUGAGGACUCGUGUGAAGACAUGAGCUGUGGAGAAGACAGCCCAUGUGGCUCACCAGGCAGUGAUGGCGAAGGAGCCUUCUUCCCCUCGGCCUAUCUCAACCGCAGAAAGUGACGCUUCCUCAUCGUGCAUUAAUGACAGAUGUGUGAUUGUCCUUCUGAAUUGUAACUAACUUUAAGGUGGUCAACAUGUUUCAGCGCAAACCUCUAUGUUUCACUCGCCACGUGUACGUAGGUGAGCCAAGUGACGGGAUUUGAUCAUUAAGUGCCUGUGUUCGGUUUACUGUCUGUGUCUUUUUAUUGUUACAAAACAUAUCGGAAUAAUGCAAAACGGAAAAUUGCUAAAUCUCGGCAGCUUGAUGGCAAUACAUCAGAAUGUCUUCUUUUCCAAGACUUUGUGUUUGUUUGUGUCCCAAGUUUUGACACAUUCCAGGAAAAAUAGUGACGCUCAAGGGAGAACUUACAGAUGUCAGUCAUGAGGUACACUUAUCUGUUGAACACCAGCUAACAUACUAGCACAUUCUCAAUCUUUUUUUUUUUUUUAAACCUGUUUUUAUACUCAAUACCACACAUAAAUACAGUAUUCUGCAAAUGUUUAUGUACGUACACGAUUCUAAUGUGACAUAUAAAACCUUGUAGUGUGAAAAGCAGACUGUAUAUGCAUGGAAACGUUGAAAUGUGAUUAUGAGCGGUUGUUGUUUACUAUGUUUACCAAGAUAAGCUUACUGUAAAAAAAAAACAAAAUGUUUAAAAAAAUGUACAUAAUGUGUAAAAAACAAAAAGAAGAAAAAACUUUAUGUUUUGUGACUGCGACAUAAUGUGUGUUGUAUCUGGAUAUAAUAUCACAAAUGAAAUAUGUUGGAAGGGUCAGAAAUAAUCCUUCCAAAUAAAAAAAAGUACUUUUUA